AUGCUCUACCUGGUUGCUCUCCUCUUGCACUGUCUCCCCUUGGCCAUGGGACAGUAUGACAUUUGCAAGUCCUGGGUGACCACGGACGAUGGCCCGUCAUGGGAGUUUUAUGCUUGUCAACCCAAGGCCAUGCGGAUGAAGGAUUAUGUGACAGUACGGGUGGAUCCGGCAGGAAUCACUUGUGGGGACCCGCCGGAGAGGUUCUGCACCCAUGAGAACCCAUACCUGUGCAGCGAUGAGUGCGACGCCUCCAACCCGGACCUGGCCCACCCGCCGAAACUCAUGUUCGACAGCGAGGACGAAGGGCUGGCCACGUACUGGCAGAGCGUGACGUGGCGCCGGUACCCGGAGCCGCUGCUGGCCAACAUCACGCUGUCCUGGAACAAGAGCAUCGAACUGACGGACGACAUCGUGAUAACCUUCGAGUACGGCCGGCCCACCAUCAUGAUGCUGGAGAAGUCGCUGGACAAUGGGAGGACUUGGCACCCGUACCAAUAUUACGCAGAUGACUGCAUGGAGGCCUUCAGCAUGCCAGCACGGAGGGUCCGGGACCUCUCCACCACCAGUGCCAACAGGGUCCUCUGCACGGAGGAGUAUUCCCGCUGGGCGGGCUCCAAAAAAGAGAAGACCGUCCGGUUCGAGGUGAGGGACCGCUUUGCCAUCUUUGCUGGCCCUGACCUCAAGAACAUGGACAACUUGUACACCCGGCUGGAGAGUGCCAAAGGGCUCAAGGACUUCUUUACCGUGACCGACCUGCGGAUGAGACUGCUGAGACCGGCCCUGGGGGGCACCUACGUGCAGAGGGAGAACUUGUACAAGUACUUCUAUGCCGUCUCCAACAUUGAAGUCACCGGCAGGUGUAAAUGCAACCUCCACGCUAACCUGUGCACCUUCAAAGAGGGCAGCCUUCAGUGCGAGUGCGAGCACAACACCACGGGGCAGGACUGCGGCAAGUGCAAGAAGAACUUUCGCUCUAGGUCUUGGCGAGCAGGAUCCUACCUGCCUCUCCCCAACGGGUCCCCCAACGCAUGUGCAGCUGCAGGCUCAGCCUUUGGCAACUGCGAGUGCUACGGCCACUCCAACCGCUGCAGCUACAUCGACUUCCUGAACGUGGUGACCUGCGUGAGCUGCAAGCACAACACGAGGGGCCAGCACUGCCAGCACUGCCGCCUCGGCUUCUACCGCAACAGCUCGGCGGAGCUGGAUGACGAGAAUGUAUGCAUAGAAUGUAACUGCAACCAGAUCGGCUCCAUGCACGACCGCUGCAACGAGACCGGCUACUGUGAAUGCAAAGAAGGCGCCACGGGGCCCAAGUGCGACGACUGCCUGCCCAACUACUACUGGAGGCAGGGCUGCUUCCCCAACGUCUGCGAUGACGAGCUCCUGCUCUGCCAGAACGGCGGCACCUGCUACCAGAACCAGCGCUGCGUCUGCCCCGUGGGCUUCAAGGGGGUCCUGUGCCAGCAAUCCAGGUGCGAAGCCGACAAAAAGGACUGCGACGGUGCCCCCAGCGCCUGCGGCAGCCUCGGCACCGUCCUCCUCGGGGUGCUCGCCCUCCAGCUGCGCGGCUGGGUGGACCUCUGA
Molecule: messenger RNA, 1584 nt
Organism: Gymnogyps californianus (California condor)
Lineage: Eukaryota; Metazoa; Chordata; Aves; Accipitriformes; Cathartidae
Gene: NTNG2
Product: netrin G2
Exons: 7
Coding region: 1-1584 (527 amino acids)
Source: RefSeq, a predicted model, not a curated record